GCCCAGCUCUGCCCAGCUGGUGCGGGGCCGAGCGCAAGCCGCGGCGCUAGGAUCCGAGUUGGAGACAUGUCCUCCGGGGUGGCCGCGCGCCACGACGCCAAGAAGCUGGUGCGCUCCCCAAGCGGCCUGCGCAUGGUGCCCGAGCACCGCGCCUUCGGAAGCCCGUUCGGCCUGGAGGAACCGCAGUGGGUCCCAGACAAGGAGUGUCCGAGAUGUAUGCAAUGUGAUGCCAAGUUUGACUUUAUCACGAGAAAGCACCACUGCCGCCGCUGCGGGAAGUGCUUCUGUGACAGGUGCUGCAGCCAGAAGGUGCCACUGCGACGCAUGUGCUUUGUGGACCCUGUGCGGCAGUGCGCGGAGUGCGCCCUCGUGUCCCACCGCGAGGCAGAGUUCUAUGACAGGCAGCUCAAGGUGCUCCUGAGUGGAGCCACCUUCACUGUGACUUUUGGAAACUCAGAAAAAUCUGAAACCAUGGUUUGUCGUCUUUCCAACAACCAGAGAUGCUUGAUUCUGGACGGGGACAGCCAUUGUGAAAUUGAGGUCGCACACAUCUCCACUGUGCAGGUUCUCACGGAAGGCUUUGCUCCUGGAGAAAAAGACACACACACUUACAGCGUCCUGGAGAGCCAGCCCGCCUCCAAAGGUCAGCCUCGUUUUCUGUUGGCCACUCCCUCCAGCAUGCAAUGGGCCCUGUUUCUCCUCUGGCCACUUUGCUUCUGUCUGGGGUGGAUGGUUCAUGCCAAGGUUCCUUGUAAAACUCACUUCUUUUGGCUGAUUUGUGUUAAACAGUGGGCCCAGUACAUGGGUCUACAGAGUAUAAAUGAAAAUGUCCCAGAAGAAAAUAUAUUUGCUUAGUUCUUCUAUUUCAGGGAAGAAGCAUUACCACAUAGUUGCUGGCUUUUUGUCAGUGUCUGCCAGCCCUGAGCAGCUGAGGAAGCCCAGAGGCACUGGGCCUGUGGAGAGGGCAGCAGCUUGCCACCCUGUGGCCUGGCUAGCUGUGCCCACUGUGACUUUCUGGCUCUUAGCACCUUUGUUUCAGCCCCUGAAGCAGCACUGAGUAUAUCAGGCCUAUGCUGUUCUACCUGUGUUCCCUGAAUGUAGGGACACACAUGAGGCAGCGAGCUGGCUGAAGAAACCCUGGUGCCAAGGGCAGUACUUGGAUAAGCUAGGGUCAGCCCCCAUGACCCUGCUGCCUGCCUUCACCUAGGGAGCCCAAGGCCAGGAAUACAAUUCACCACAACCCCUCCCAAGGCCAUGGGGAAGGUGGCCAGGACAGGGAUGGCCUCUGGCAGGUCCUGUGAGUGUAGGUAGACUUUCUGCUGGGCAGGUCAUAGGACUACUGGCACCACAUGUCCUCAGAAGGUUUUGGGAGUAGUGACCCCUGUACUGCCCAGCAUUUUCUUAGAUCCCUUCCUUAAAGUCCUAUAACCCUUCUUCCUGUGGAGGGUGGGAGUAGGGAUAGUGUGAACCACUUCUUGAGCUGCAGCAGCCUGAGGAGCUGCCCAGCAGCCUGGGCUAUUAGAGCAGCAUGACACUUGUUCUUUUGAGAGCCAGAAAGGAAGGGUUUUCUGGUCAAAGGGCAAAAACCUCAUAGACAACAGGGGCCCAUGGCCAUGUUCCAGUAUUUACAGGUGGUGGGCAGAGCCAAGGUCUGCCUGCUGCGAAGUCUCGGGGGGGCAGCUCAGCCUGAGAUCUUCGGCAGGAGCCUUGGGCUUGUGCAGGAGCAGCUCAGGAAGCUCUGGACACAGUUCUGCAGCGGACACGGUGCUCUUGUGUUGGUCAGGCCCCUUCCUAAAGACCACCGGCCUUACAGUCAGUGCACUCACCUGCUAACCAGUGGGAAUCAGCUGUGACUGAUCUCCAUGGUGACUCAUCGUGAAUGUGGGGCUUCCUCCUGUCACCAGGUAGAAGGCUACAGGUGCAGCUGCACAGGGGCCCUGUGAGACCUGUGGUCCUUUCUCCAGUGCUUUGUUUGUUGAGCAGGUGCUAGAGUCAAGUCACAGUGUCUGGGGCAGCUGAUCACAGCCCAGGAACGGGAGACUGGGUCUUUGCCACCCAGCUCCCAAACCAGACCUUGAUGGCCUCCCAUCAGGUCUGAGGGAGCAGCACGUGAUAGGAUGGUGUGGCGUCUCUCUGACAUCAACGGUCUGCUCAGCUGAGGUCCUGGUCUCAGUAGAGGAUGGCGGUAGCCUCUGACCUCUAGGUAUGAAACCAGCUAUGAAGUGACUGUCCAGUUGGCCUGUCUGAUGACCAGUGCUCUUGAGAUGGCUUCAGCACUCCUGCAGCCCUGGCUGUGGACAGGUAUUAUCUGGGAGUUCUCUGGAGGCAGGAACGGGCUCCAUGGGACUCAGGAGGUGCAGCAGUUUCUGGAUUUUCCAAGAACAGUUUUCUUGGUGAUGCAGCUCCACGAGUUUGUCCCUGGAGGCACCAGACCAGGUUGAACUUGUGUUCUCCACAGAGACAGGGGCUCUCAUCACCGCAUGGUCCCAACAGGGCUGCUUCCUGAGUAGCACAGGGUGGGUCAGCACUGGCCACCAUUUCAUCAGGGCCCCUUUUGGCCACCUCACAUCGUCCCCUUCUUCCAGGAGGUAAUGCUCGGGCCACAGGCAUGUUCCUGCAGUACACGGUGCCAGGUACAGAGGGCGAGGCCCAGCUGAAGCUGACCGCAGGGGA
Molecule: messenger RNA, 2673 nt
Organism: Marmota flaviventris (yellow-bellied marmot)
Lineage: Eukaryota; Metazoa; Chordata; Mammalia; Rodentia; Sciuridae
Source: RefSeq, a predicted model, not a curated record